UUGUUACCCGUGAAAUGUGGUGGCGUUUUUCCUGUAAUUUACAACGCAUUUUUCAGCAAAUUGCUUCUCCUUUCUUGGCAUAAAACUGUGAUUUAUUUAUUUACAACCGGUAUUACCACGACGACUUAAGCAGCAGCAACGAGAUCAUUUAAUCGUGGGUGUCUAAAGUUUAGUUACUGAUUGACGGAACCGGGGGGAAUCACGAGACAAAGGUGUCGUUUUAUCACCAGAACGACUCGAUAAUAAACCUUUGCUCAAACAUCAGUGCCUCAUUUUCAUCAUGUUCUGGACUCUGGCGCUGACUCUGCUCUUUCUCCGCUCUGCCCAGGCCGACGGCAGAGUGGAGUAUGACUACUUCAAGUACCACAACAUGCAAGAGAUCACCAAGUGGAAGACGGACAUCGCCGCUGCUUAUAAAGACGUCGUGAAGAUUGUGGAAUAUGGGAAAACCUACGAGAAUAGAACCAUCGACCUCCUCAAGAUAGGUUUACCCGGUAAUAACAAGAAAAUAAUUUGGAUGGAUUGUGGAAUUCAUGCAAGAGAAUGGAUCGCGCCUGCUUUCUGCCAAUACUUUGUCAAAAUGAUUCUUGACACCUACAAAACUGAUCCUAAAAUGGAGCUGAUGAUGAAAAACAUGGACUUCUACGUGACCCCGGUCCUGAACGUGGACGGGUACAUGUUCUCCUGGAUAAAUCAGACCACUCGUUUGUGGAGGAAGAACAGAAGUCCUGGUCCUUGCGGCUGCUCUGGGACCGACCUGAACAGAAACUUUUACUCCAACUGGGGAACGGUGGGCGUCUCGUUCAACUGCUGCUCUCAGACGUAUCCAGGCUCGGGGCCGGUGUCCGAGCCCGAAGCCCAGGCCGUCACUCAGUUCAUGGGGAACAUUUCAGGAAACGUCCUGGCCUUCCUCACCAUCCACUCGUACGGACAACUCCUCCUCAUCCCGUACGGACACCCGCAGGUCAUCGCCCCCAACCAGGACGAGCUGAUGGAGGUGGGGCUGGCUGCAGCUCAGGCCAUAGAGAAAAUCCACGGGAUGAAAUACAAAGUGGGAACAUCUCCAACUGUUCUGUAUCCAAACUCGGGCUCGUCUCGUGACUGGGCUCGUCUCCAGGGCGUCCCCUACUGUUUCACCUUUGAACUGCGGGACAACGGGACUCACGGCUUUGAGCUUCCGGAGGAUCAGAUCCGUCCGACGUGUGAGGAGGCCUACAGCGGAGCUCUGCACAUCAUCACCCACGCUCACGACAAAACCUUCAACAUCUACAGCAGCGCUCCUGCUCGUACUGCAGACGCCCUGUGGGGGGCGCUGCUGCUCACUCUGCUCAAGUGGAUCAUGUAAUAUGAAUGUGAGGAUAAACCAGGUCUAAACCAAGUCUAAACCAGGUCUAAUCCAGGUCUAAUCCAGGUCUAACCCAGGUCUAAACCAAGUCUAAACCAGGUCUAACCCAGGUCUAACCCAGGUCUAAACCAGGUCUAAACCAGGUCUAAACCAGGUCUAAACCAGGUCUAAACCAAGUCUAACCCAGGUCUAACCCAGGUCUAAACCAGGUCUAAACCAGGACUAAACCAGGUCUACACCAGGUCUAAACCAAGUCUAAUGCACGUCUAACCCAGGUCUAAACCAUAUCUAAACCACGUCUAAACCAGGUCUAAUCCAGGUCUAACCCAGGUCUGACCCAGGUCUAAACCAUGUCUAAAAUAGGACUAAACCGUGUCUUAAUCAGGUCUAAACCAGGUCUAAACUAGGACUAACCAGGACUCAACCAUGUCUUAACCAGGUCUAAAUCAGGUGUAAACCAGGACUAAACCAGGACUGAACGAGGACUAAACCAGGACUAAACUACGUCUAAAUCAGGUCUUAACUAGACCUAAACCAGGUCUACAUCUGGACUAAAAUAGGGCUAAAAUAGGACUAAACCAGGUCUAAACCAGGACUUCACUCGUCCCUGUUCCCUGAAGUUCAGACCUUGUGCCACUAGAGGGAGCCAUUUAUCACAUUUCCACAGAUUUUUCACCCUGUACU
This is a messenger RNA of Boleophthalmus pectinirostris (great blue-spotted mudskipper), 2029 nucleotides long. RefSeq names its product carboxypeptidase O-like. Bases 281 to 1345 code for a protein of 354 amino acids. NCBI's taxonomy places the organism in Eukaryota, Metazoa, Chordata, Actinopteri, Gobiiformes, Gobiidae. The transcript is spliced from 10 exons. Gene Ontology annotation, biological process: proteolysis. The record is from RefSeq and is a predicted model, not a curated record. Gene Ontology annotation, molecular function: zinc ion binding; metallocarboxypeptidase activity.